AUGGAACCAGGUAAAAUAUAUAGGGACCCAAACUUACGCUUGAAUGAUCAAGAAUGGCUUCGAAUAGAUAGUGCGACAGAUCAUCUUAGUGCUUUAGCAGGUCCAUCUACUUUACAAUCUUUAAUAGAUACAAUUACUAAAGGAGUAGUUGAUAAAUUUUCUUUCUUCUUGCCUAAGAAAAAUAAAGAAAAUGUUUUAAAAAAUGACGAAGUCGAUUUGGAUGAUGAAUUGGCCAAUCUUACGAAGAAGCAGUUGAAGUUGCACAUAGCUAGGGCUGUUAAAAAAGCUAGAAA
Dentiscutata heterogama is the source of this 293-nucleotide messenger RNA. The record is from the annotation of a GenBank genome assembly. Lineage: Eukaryota; Fungi; Glomeromycota; Glomeromycetes; Diversisporales; Gigasporaceae.